This is a messenger RNA of Suillus subaureus, 483 nucleotides long. RefSeq lists its product as uncharacterized. The coding region runs from base 1 to 483 and encodes 160 amino acids. The record is from RefSeq and is a predicted model, not a curated record. The transcript has 4 exons. NCBI's taxonomy places the organism in Eukaryota, Fungi, Basidiomycota, Agaricomycetes, Boletales, Suillaceae.
AUGUAUGGUUUCUUCCGGGUAUACGACACGACGAUGAUUAGUGGGGAUUUCUGGGCUGUGAUAUCCCAGCACGCUUUUGACUUUCACAUCGGAUUGUGUAAUAUGUGGAAUGUGUUCGCGGGCACGCCUGAAUUCAUCAGGGAAACUGCACCUCCAGAUCGAGGUAAUAUCCAGUUAACGACAUCUCGAGGAUAUUCGAACCUGUAUUAUGUGGAGCAAGUCAGGCAUUACAGGAUCCUCUACCUCCUGGGCUUCAUUUCUAAGUACAACAUCGACCGGACCUCCGAGUCGUUCACCUCAUCUCUCUUGCACUUACAUAAGUUCGCCUCUGUCAUUCAAGUCAUCAGCUUGGUCGCACUCUUCAUUUCGCAACUUCGCCCCGGUAAUGUUCCACAGUCAUAUGAGCCGAUGCCAGUUAACCAUGGCUCUCCGAGGCUGGGAUCGACAACAUCACUGCCAUAUUCCACUCGAAUAAGCAACUGA